Messenger RNA from Lodderomyces pseudojiufengensis, 768 nucleotides. RefSeq names its product proteasome core particle subunit alpha 5 (gene PUP2). Lineage: Eukaryota; Fungi; Ascomycota; Pichiomycetes; Serinales; Debaryomycetaceae. Gene Ontology annotation, biological process: proteasome-mediated ubiquitin-dependent protein catabolic process. The transcript has a single exon. Bases 1 to 768 code for a protein of 255 amino acids. The record is from RefSeq and is a predicted model, not a curated record. Gene Ontology annotation, cellular component: proteasome core complex, alpha-subunit complex; proteasome core complex; nucleus.
AUGUUUUUAACACGAAGUGAAUAUGAUAGAGGAGUUUCAACAUUCUCACCUGAAGGUAGAUUAUUUCAAGUUGAAUAUUCUUUAGAAGCAAUUAAACUAGGUUCUACAGCAAUAGGAAUUCAAACAUCAGAAGGUGUAAUAUUAGGAGUUGAAAAAAGAGUUACAUCAUCACUUUUAGAAAGUUCAAGUAUUGAAAAAAUAAUAGAAAUAGAUCAUCAUAUAGGUUGUGCAAUGAGUGGAUUAACUGCUGAUGCAAGAUCAAUGAUUGAUCAUGCUCGUGUAUCAUCUUUAACUCAUAAUUUAUAUUAUGAUGAAUCAAUUGGUGUAGAAAGUUUAACUCAAAAUGUAUGUGAUUUAGCUUUAAGAUUUGGUGAAGGAGCAGAUGGUGAAAAAAGAUUAAUGUCAAGACCUUUUGGUGUUGCUUUAUUAAUUGCUGGAUGGGAUGAUAUAAAAGGACCACAAUUAUAUCAUGCAGAACCAAGUGGGACAUUUUAUAGAUAUGAAGCAAAAGCUAUUGGAUCAGGUUCUGAAGGUGCACAAUCUGAAUUAAAUAAUGAAUAUCAUAAAAGUUUAACUUUAAAAGAAGCUGAAAUUUUAGCUUUAAAAAUUUUAAAACAAGUUAUGGAAGAAAAAUUAGAUUGUAGAAAUGCUCAAUUAGCUAGUGUUACUAAAGAUGGAGGAUUUCAAGUUUAUAGUGAUGAAAAAACUGAUGCUAUUAUCAAAGUGUUGAAUGAACAAGCUACUGAUGAAGAUACCAUAAUGAGUUAG